AUGGUUAAGACAAAGGAUUUAUCAUCUUCUUCACAAAACGAGAACAAUGAGGUGAAGUAUAAGGGUGUUAGGAAGCGUAAGUGGGGGAAAUACGUAUCAGAAAUAAGGCUACCCAAUAGCCGGGAAAGGAUUUGGUUAGGGUCCUACCAAACGGCCGAGAAGGCGGCCAAGGCGUUCGACGUCGCCUUGUUCUGCCUCCGCGGCUGCCACGCUAAGUUUAAUUUCCCACAUGAUCCACCCAACAUUGCCGGCGGACAAUCACUCACUCCGGCAGAAAUACAAGUUGUUGCCCAACAGUAUGCUAAUAACAGUAGCAGCACUAAUCACCAGCCACCAACAGAAUUGGAGGAUGAAUCGCCAUCAUCAAACUCGGAGGGGGCCGGGACAAUGGACUUGAUCGACUGGUCAUUCUUGGAUAUGUUAGACUCGAAUGAUCAUGCUGGUAAUGUUUCAGAUUUUGGAUUAUUUCCCGAGCCUGGCGAUAUGUACGUUCCACCAAAUUUUGCCUACCCCGACGAUAAUGAUGAUGAUCAUGGCAAUGAAGAUAUUGGGGGACACUUUUCAUCUUUUCUUUGGAACUUCUAA
Molecule: messenger RNA, 585 nt
Organism: Fraxinus pennsylvanica
Lineage: Eukaryota; Viridiplantae; Streptophyta; Magnoliopsida; Lamiales; Oleaceae
Source: the annotation of a GenBank genome assembly